AUGAGCGACUACGACAAGGUUCGCAUUGCUUACGAUGCCGAAAAGGACCUCAACUCCUACCAGGCCAAGCAGGGCCUUGGUCCUAAAAGCGAUUCCACCCUUGAGUCUGGAGUGAACGAGAUGGUGGACAGGAAGUUCGAGACAGGCAUUCGUACUGGCAGAGAAGCAGGCGCUUCCGGCAGCGACCGCAAGCCCAUCCCAGAAGAGGAGGGAGGCAGUCGUGAUGAUCGCGGCCGACUCGCAAAGGCUGGACAAUUCAACGGCCCUGGUGGCCCUGAGGACAAGGUGAAGCUGGACUCUGAGCGUCGCCCUGGUGAUCAGGAUACUUUGGGUAUCCAGGAUUUGAAGCGUGAGGGACUGGCUCCAUAA
This is a messenger RNA of Aspergillus luchuensis, 369 nucleotides long. RefSeq lists its product as uncharacterized. The transcript is spliced from 3 exons. NCBI's taxonomy places the organism in Eukaryota, Fungi, Ascomycota, Eurotiomycetes, Eurotiales, Aspergillaceae. Bases 1 to 369 code for a protein of 122 amino acids. The record is from RefSeq and is a predicted model, not a curated record.